Castor canadensis (American beaver) is the source of this 1008-nucleotide messenger RNA. Its product is annotated as olfactory receptor 2V1-like. Gene Ontology annotation, biological process: G protein-coupled receptor signaling pathway. Lineage: Eukaryota; Metazoa; Chordata; Mammalia; Rodentia; Castoridae. Gene Ontology annotation, molecular function: olfactory receptor activity; G protein-coupled receptor activity. Gene Ontology annotation, cellular component: membrane. The record is from RefSeq and is a predicted model, not a curated record.
AUGUCUUUAGCCCGUGGUGAGCUGGUUGAUUUUCCUCCCCACAAUGAGGCUCAGCACGAAGCAGGCAGAGGGCCCUGGAAUUCCUCCAUCACUGGCUUUAUCCUCACUAGCCUUUUCAAUGAGAGCCAGACACACCUGUUCCUGUUCAGCAUGGUAGUAUUGGUCUACAUCCUUGCUAUGGCUGCCAACACUGCCAUGUUCCUUCUGAGCUGGACUGAUGCCCAGCCCAACAUGCCCAUGUACUUACUUCUCAGCCACCUAUCCUUUCUGGACAUCUUCUUUACAUCAGUCACUGUCUCCAGGAUGAUAGUGGGUUUCCUCUUCGGUUGGACGAGCAUCUCCUUUGGGGGAUGUGGAGCACAAAUGUUUUCCUUCAUGUUCCUGGGAGCCGCAGAAUGACUCCUGCUGGCCGUUAUGGCUUACGACCGCUACGUAGCCAUCUACAACCCUCUGCGCUACCAAGUGCUCAUGAGUCGCUGGGUCUGCCUGCUUAUGGGCAUGGGCUCCUGGCUGGGUGGGUCUCUCAGUGCCUCAAUCCAGACCUCACUGACCCUUCAUUUCCCCUAUUAUGGCUCACGGAAGAUAUCCCACUUCUUCUGUGAAGUGCCCUCACUUCUCACGCUGGCCUGUGUAGUCACAGAGGCCUAUGGGCGGGUGCUCUUUGUGACAGGUGUGGUGGUCCUCCUGGUGCCCAUCACCUUCAUCACCACCUCCUAUGCCCUCAUCCUGAUGGCUGUGCUCCGAAUGCACUCUAUGGAGGGGCAUCAAAAGGUCAUGGGCACAUGUUCCUCCCACCUGAGAGUUGUCAACCUCUUCUAUGGGCCUCUUGUCUAUACCUAUAUGUUACCUGCAUCAUACCACUCUCCUGGUCUGGAUGAUGUAGUGUCUGUCUUCUAUACUGUUCUCACUCCCAUGCUUAACCCUGUCAUCUAUAGCCUCAGGAACAAGGAAGUAACAGGGGCAAUGAAGAAGGCAAUAGGAAAGUGUGAAGUCAGUAGGAAUGUCUAA